UCCCCUUCCAACAUUCCACCUGCUUCACAGCCAAUAGACGGGAACGCGUCCUGGUGAGCUGGACUACAGAAAGAACAUGCCGCGACGGAAACGUCAAAACAAAAAGCCAUUCAAGUCUGCAUCAGAAGACCUGACAAGAAUAAUGGAAAAUGUCGAGUUUCAGUCGGAUGAUGUGGAGGGGGAGAGAGAGGACGGGAGAGUAAAGAGAGAGGGGAGGCAGUGGGAGACAGAACCAGGGACAAGAGGCACUCCGAUGAGUGAGUGUGAGCGCGUUAGCCUGGUAAAACAGAACGGUCCCACUCUGAAGACGUCCAAACAAGUUCACAUCGUCUUCCUCCCCGACAGAUACACAACUCUCAUAGAGGUGGAGGACAGCGAGGGAAGAGAGGAGGAGGAGAGGAAAAAAGAGGCGAAGGAGAAGAGAAAAAAGGAGAAACACAAGAAGUACAGAAAGAACGUCGGGAAGGCUCUGCGGUUCGGCUGGCGAUGUCUGGUUGCCGGGUUACAGAGCUUAGCGAGCGGCUAUGCUACACCCCUUUCGGCUGCAGCCACGUUGGUGACCGACGUCCACAGAACUCACCGCUAGGCAUGAUGGGACGGAGGACUAAUAUCUGGGACUAGACACAUACAGUCUCAACUGCAUUUUAUGUCAUUAUUUCAGACUGCUUAACCGUUACCUAAUACCGUAUGUGAUUCUAGUGGUUAAAUCAGGCGGUUGGUUAUGUAAUGUUUCCUUCUCCUGUUUAGUUUUACUCUGCUAGCAUUGUCACAUUUGAAUAAUAUUUUUAUGUUUCACGUUGAAUGUUUUGAUGUUUACUGGUUUUUGUUCUUUGUUUUGAUGUUUACUGGUUUUUGUUCUUUGUUUUGAUGUUUACUGGUCUUUGUUUUGAUGUUUACUGGUCUUUGUUUUGAUGUUUACUGGUCUUUGUUUUGAUGUUUACUGGUCUUUAUUUCGAUGUUUUCUAUCUGAAAAGGAAGUAAAGAAAGUGCCGGGGGAAGAAAGAGUAGGAAUGAGAAAGUACAGCACGAUAGAAUGUAAAGAGGAUGGAAACAGAAAUGGAUAUAGAAUUGAAAAGAGGAAAAAGUAUGACGGGUGAAGGUUUGAGAUGCGGAGAUGAGUUGACAGGCCUUCAUAAAAGUGUUUUUCUCCGAAGCAAAGUUAACAAUUCUACAGUAUGCACCAUACAGUACUACGCACUUAACUGGUUUACCUGCUAGAUUGAGAAAGGAUUGUGACCAGGGAAAUGAACCAAAAUGCCUGUCCAGGUUCUACCAUUCCCACCGUGGUACUAACCAGGGGUGUAUCCAGCAGGUCGCAACGUUUCUGGAGUGCUCAGAACGAUCUAUGUAACUCUAACAUGCCUCAGAUAGGGAGGGCUGUAACGUAGACGCUUGGAGUCAGGAAGCAGUUGGAGAGUUUAAAUAGAAUGCAAACAAUAAACCAACACAACACCAGGAGUAGCGUCGGGACAUGGAAACAGAGUCAGUAACGCCUGAUGGGAAAUAUGAGGCUUAAAAUACAGUCAAAUGUUGCUCUGUCACAUGAUUUAAAAUACAGUAAAAUGUAGCUCUGUCACAUGAUUUAAAAUACAGUAAAAUGUUGCUCUGUCACAUGAUUUAAAAUACAGUAAAAUGUACCUCUGUCACAUGAUUUAAAAUACAGUAAAAUGUAGCUCUGUCACAUGAUUUAAAAUACAGUAAAAUGUAGCUCUGUCACAUGAUUUAAAAUACAGUAAAAUGUAGCUCUGUCACAUGAUUUAAAAUACAGUAAAAUAGUGCUCUGUCACAUGAUUUAAAAUACAGGAAAAAACCUUGCUCUUUUACAAGUGCUAUAUAUAUGGGGAGUAAUCAGGAAGGUGACAGAGUCCAGGUGUGCCUGAUGAUGAUGUGCAGGUGUGUAUAAUGAUGGGUUGGCCUGGCGGUGGUUAGUAAACCGGUGACAGCGAACACCGGAGGGGAAGAGCAGGGGUAGAGGUGACAAUGGCACUGUGUUUGGCACAAUCAUGUGACAGAGCAAUAUUUGAUCCUGUAUUUUAAAUCAUGUGACAGAGCAAUAUUUGAUCCUGUAUUUUAAAUCAUGUGACAGAGCAAUAUUUGAUCCUGUAUUUUAAAUCAUGUGACAGAGCAAUAUUUGAUCCUGUAUUUUAAAUCAUGUGACAGAGCAAUAUUUGAUCCUGUAUUUUAAAUCAUGUGACAGAGCAAUAUUUGAUCCUGUAUUUUAAAUCAUGUGACAGAGAAAUAUUUGAUCCUGUAUUUUAAAUCAUGUGACAGAGCAAUAUUUGAUCCUGUAUUUUAAAUCAUGUGACAGAGCAAUAUUUGAUCCUGUAUUUUAAAUCAUGUGACAGAGCAAUAUUUGAUCCUGUAUUUUAAAUCAUGUGACAGAGCUACAUUUUACUGUAUUUUAAGCCUUAUACAGAAACUAUGGACCAUCUGACAUGAAAACAAAGGUGGACAGUUUGAUGAAAAAGCUUUAAAUAAAAGGUUCAAAUCCA
Oncorhynchus nerka (sockeye salmon) is the source of this 2492-nucleotide messenger RNA. Its product is annotated as required for drug-induced death protein 1-like. Lineage: Eukaryota; Metazoa; Chordata; Actinopteri; Salmoniformes; Salmonidae. The transcript has 2 exons. The record is from RefSeq and is a predicted model, not a curated record. Bases 77 to 586 code for a protein of 169 amino acids.